UUUUUUUUUAAAUACCUCGAGCGUUUCCUCGUUGUUAGCAUAUUAGCAUCUAGCUAGCUACCGGCGCUACUUGAAAGACGAGGACUAUGUAUUCAGAGCCCGGCCGCUGAUUCCAACACGGAGAGAACGACCGGCCUGUGGACUGGAAGUGGUGUCGGGUCUGGUCCAGGCUUGUUGAGCGGUUAAUGCACAGAGUCAAGAGGCUGAAAGUUGAAGACAGAACAGAAGACGCCGAGGAAAGCAUCAGAGGAGUGGCAGCAGGGAUGACGGGGCUGGAUGAGCUCUCGGACAGCACGGAGGUGGUGGAGAUGGAGGAUGUGAUUCCCACCCAGUUCCAGGUGGAGAAGCACACCUGGGAUGGCUUGAGGAAGAUCAUCCACCAGAGCCACAAGACCACUGGCAUGAUCAUCAGCAAGGCGCCGCACGACUUCCAGUUCAUCCAGAAGGACGAGGGCAGCCCGCACUCUCACCGCGUCUACUACCUUGGAAUGCCUAACAUCUUCAUGGAAAAUGCGUUGCUCUACUCAGACAUUCCUAAGAAGAUCCGCAAAGACAGCCUGCUGGUUUUGUCAUGGAAAAUGAUGCUGGAUCACUUUCAGGCCAGCCCGCACCACGGGGGCCUCUCCCGGGAGGAGGAGCUAUUGCGGGAGAGGAAGCGUCUGGGGGUGUCGGGCAUUACCUCCUAUGACUUCCACCGACCCAGCGGCCUCUUCCUGUUCCAGGCCAACAGCAGUCUGUACUACUGCCGCGACGGUGGAAACGACAGCCUCACUACUUCUCCGAUGAAUCCUUCAGAGAUUAAGAGCCAGAAUUCAGGCACACGCAUGGACCCCAAGAUCUGCCCUGGGGACCCCGACUUCAUUGGCUUCAUCAUUAACAAUGACAUUUGGGUGACCAACAUCAAGACUGGUGAAGAGAGGAGGCUCACCUUCUGCCACAAAGGGAGUGAAAAUCCGAAAGACGACCCAAAAUCUGCCGGUGUGGCCACUUUUGUCACUCAGGAAGAGUUUGAUCGCUUCACCGGAUACUGGUGGUCACCAGCUGCUCGAGAAGAAUCAGACGGUGGUAAGACUUUACAGAUUUUAUACGAGGAGGUGGACGAAUCUGAGGUUGAGAUCAUCCACGUCCCAUCUCCGGCUCUGGAGGAGCGAAAGACGGAUGUCUACAGAUACCCACGUGCAGGCAGCAAGAAUCCAGACAUUACUCUCAAAAUAGCAGAAAUCAGGACAGAUAAUCUCGGCAAAAUUGUCAGCGCACAAGAAAAGGAGCUGCCUGUUCCCUUCACCAGCCUGUUCCCGUGUGCUGAAUACAUCACCAGAGCUGGAUGGACAAAGGAUGGCCGAUAUGCGUGGGCAGUGAUGAUGGACCGGCGACAGCAGCGUCUCCAGUUGGUCCUGUUGCCUCCAGCGUUCUUCAUCCCUUCACACCAGGACGAGGCCAGUAGACAAGAGAGUCUGGAGGCCCUGGGAGACGCAGUCCAGCCCUUCAUCAUCUACCAAGAGACCAGCAACAUCUGGAUUAAUGUCCAUGACAUCUUCCAUCCUUUCAUCCAAACCAGUGAUGAAGAGAUCACCUUCAUCACUGUAAACGAGUCCAAAACAGGCUUCUGCCAUCUUUAUAAGAUCACGUCAGUGUUACAGCGGGGCAGCUAUCACUGGGCCAAAGGCUACACACACUCUGAAGAGGAUUUCAAGUGUCCAGUCAAAGAGGAGUUGACGGUAACCAGUGGGGAGUGGGAGGUGCUGGCCAAUCAAGGAGCAAAGCGUUCCUCCAGUCCUCAGAUUUGGGUGGACGAGGCGGCGAAGCUGGUUUAUUUCCAGGGAACCAAAGACUCUCCUCUGGAGCAUCAUCUUUACGUGGUGAGCUACGAUUCUCCGGGCGAAAUCGCCAGACUCACCAAACCUGGAUUCUCCCACAGCUGCUCUGUGAGCCAGACCUUUGACAUGUUUAUCAGCCAUUAUAGCAGCUUGACCUCCUCACCCUGUGUGCACAUCUUCAAGUUGAAUGGCUCCGACAGUGACCCGCUACACAAAGAGCCGCAGUUCUGGGCGAGCAUGAAAGAGCCACCCGGUUUCACAUUCGACUACACUCCUCCAGAGAUUUUCAGCUUCACGGGGAAGUCGGGCUUUGAGUUGUACGGCAUGUUGUACAAACCACACCACCUGGUCCCCGGCAGGAAGCAUCCCACUGUUGUCUUUGUUUAUGGCGGUCCACAGGUGCAGUUAGUGAAUAACUCUUUCAAAGGAGUGAAGUAUCUGCGGUUGAACACUCUGGCGUCUCUGGGCUACGCCGUGCUGGUCAUUGACGGCCGAGGAUCCUGUCAGCGAGGACUCCAGUUUGAAGGAGCUGUGAAGGACAAAAUGGGUCAGGUGGAGAUCGAAGACCAGGUGGAGGGUUUACACUACGUAGCUGACAAGUACAAGUUUGUGGACCUGAGCCGUGUUGCCAUUCAUGGCUGGUCGUACGGAGGCUUCCUCUCACUCAUGGGCCUCGUCCAUAAACCCGACGUCUUCAAGGUUGCCAUUGCAGGAGCUCCGGUGACGUUGUGGAUGGCCUACGACACCGGCUACACAGAGCGAUAUUUGGACACGCCUGAAAAAAACAAGCAGGGAUACGAGGCUUGUUCUGUCGCCCUGCAUGUCGACAAACUCCCAAAUGAGCCCAACAGGUUGCUCAUCCUACACGGGUUCCUCGAUGAGAACGUGCACUUUUUCCACACUAACUUCCUGGUGUCUCAAAUGAUCCGGGCAGGGAAGCCAUACAACCUACAGGUUUAUCCGAAUGAGCGACACAGCAUCCGAUGUCCAGAGUCGGGGGAACAUUACGAGAUUACGCUACUGCACUUCCUCCAGCAGAACCUCUGAUAAGCCUUUUCUACACACAAACCUUUCCUUCCUCGCAUACUUACCCUCCUCUCUUUGUCUCGUCCUUCACAUUCCUCCAUUUAUUUAAACCUGCCUCUUUCACUAGAUUUUAUAAUAUGCUGAAUGCAGGCAAUGCCAAACCUCAUCACACCUCAAGAGUCCCUUGUCAGUCUUUAAAGGUGCUGUAGCUUUUUUAGCAUCAAUACAACAUUCAAACUCAAAAUGUUCGUGUUUAAUAUUAAACUACCUUAAAUAAGUGUCUCGUAAUCUUGAAACUUCGUUUGACAGUUUAUGGCCUCGAGCCCAACAGAGGGCGCCGUUGGACUGGAACAAACAGAGUUGAAGCAUUCCCAGAUUCUCGUUAUAAAAAAAAUGGUGGAAUAAGAAAAACAAAACAAAACACUGAAGCCAAAUGUGGGAGUGAUGAAUACUGAUGUUAUAAGAUGCUUAUUAAUGCACCUUUUUUACUGAACAGAAUUUUCAGCAAUGCAAAAAAUAGAGAGUGGAGCUGCUAUGCCUUGUUUUGGGAGUUGAUUUCUUUUGUGUACUUUUUUAAAAUUUAUUUUUUUCUGUUUCCAUGAAUUAACACUGGACUGAAGUUAUAAAACCUAAAACUAUACAGUAUCAUACAAACAAGCUCUUAACCUUUGUCACCGCCCUCCAUUGUCUUGUAGGACAAUCUUCAUGUGGGGUGUCCUACUUUGGCAGAUCGACCAGAAACUAUGUGUCAAAAUGUUCUUGUUAUUCCAAAAAAUCUCUUUAUGGAUUAUUAUACAACCAUAACUGGUGGAAAUACGUAGUGACCUUGUGCCGUUUCACUCAAGCUCUUGCUUUGAUUUUGCGGGAGCAUAUUUUUUCUUCUGCUGCUGACGACUUUUGCACGUUACAUACAUGUACUUGCCUUGGUGCCAACAAACUGAACGUUGAGCUGACACCGCUGUUGGCAGUCUGAGGUGCCUUGUGAGAGCGCCUACUCAUAUAGUUUAUAUCAGGGAAUCUGUUUGAGGACCUAUGACAAUAAAAUGCAUUUUUAUGUGUGUCCGAUGACCAUCUGUGAGAUGACGAGCUACCAUUAUGUGUACUCUUUAAGAAAAUGAAGAAAUAAACACAAAAGUGAACAAUC
Scophthalmus maximus (turbot) is the source of this 3987-nucleotide messenger RNA. Its product is annotated as dipeptidyl peptidase 9. Gene Ontology annotation, biological process: proteolysis. The transcript is spliced from 21 exons. Bases 186 to 2864 code for a protein of 892 amino acids. Gene Ontology annotation, molecular function: serine-type peptidase activity; dipeptidyl-peptidase activity. The record is from RefSeq and is a predicted model, not a curated record. Lineage: Eukaryota; Metazoa; Chordata; Actinopteri; Pleuronectiformes; Scophthalmidae.